This is a messenger RNA of Anisakis simplex (herring worm), 618 nucleotides long. The record is from the annotation of a GenBank genome assembly. NCBI's taxonomy places the organism in Eukaryota, Metazoa, Nematoda, Chromadorea, Rhabditida, Anisakidae.
AUGAUGUUAAGGCCGCUUCUGCUGUUUGUUUUCACUGCCUCUGUUAAUGCAUUAACCUGUAAUUUCUUGGCUAAGAAUCAAGCUGGUUUCUUUGUGGAGGCGUUUGGACCUUGUGCACGUGGAACAUCGUACUGCGCAUCAAGGGUAGUUACAACAUCCGGAUGGGAAGCACCUGUUUUUGAAUUAUUCGAAUGGUACUGUGAGAAUAUACAUAAUGUGACGUCGUAUCUGAAGGUGUCAGUGCCACCGAAUCAAGGAUGCUUCACGUAUGCACGUGAUGAGCAUUUGUGUUUUUGCAACACAGAUCUGUGCAAUACACGACCAUUUAUCGCGUCGAUUUUCAACGGCUACCGAGAAGCCGUGCGAAGAGGGAAUGAAGCCAAACGAACUGAAUUAAUUGGAUCGCAACCGUUGUUCCUGAAUCAGCGAGCUCAGCUCUCCCGACGUGUACCCAAUCAACCAUCGGUCAUCCAAGCCAAUAACAUACGGCCGAGUGCCGAGCAAAAGUUCGAUGAAACGGCAUUGGCUGAAAAGAAGAAACUAGCUGAGUUGAAACGCCUAACAGCACUCAAAGCUGAAGCUGAAAAGGACCGUCGAUGGAAGAUAAGUUUCCGAUGA